AUGUCUUCUCACUCUGCUUCUGCUGCUGCCGCUGCCAACCAGGCUCUCAUCACUCUUGUUUCCCAGCUCGAUGAGAUGGUUCAAGAUGUUCUCUGGUCACAGUCGCAGGACGAGAAAAUGGACUUGAGCCGCAAGAUUGCUCACGAAGUGAAUGUUGCAAUUCGUUCAUAUGGGAGGGACACUUCAUAUGUUCCCCCUGGCCUGCUGUCACUUGCAGCUGAGAUCUUUCGUGCUCAGAGGCGCACUGCACAAUUGGUGGUAGUACCGGAUUGGAACUGUCUUGGUAACAAUCAGGAUAUGUGCAUGAAGCAUCCAUUGUACAGUAAGACAUUGGGUCAUGCGCCACCUGUUUCACCUGCAGCUGCUGCUCCUGCACCUGCACCUGCACCUGCACCUGUGCCGAUUCGGCUCAAGGGGAUUGCUACUGGGAACGAUUCCUCUAUGUAA
Molecule: messenger RNA, 447 nt
Organism: Suillus discolor
Lineage: Eukaryota; Fungi; Basidiomycota; Agaricomycetes; Boletales; Suillaceae
Exons: 4
Coding region: 1-447 (148 amino acids)
Source: RefSeq, a predicted model, not a curated record